UGGACUGGCCUUCUCCAAUCUCCAUCUCCCCCGUCUGCUCUUCCUGAAUCCCGUCGAGUCCACUCCAAUCCAAACGCACAAAGACCCGUCGUCGCCCAAGGCCCAACUGUUUUUCUUACUAGAUCUUCCAUUCUUCCCUCGCUUUCCAGACGCGAACAAUUGGAAAAUAUAUCUAAUUAUCCUUUGAACUGAGUCGUGUCCGCUACGUUACUGAUUCCGACUCCUGAGUGAUGGCUACUGUACUGAUGAGCUUUGAUUUCAUUUCCUGAUAAUUCUUCACUAUCCUGCUUCUUCCAAAUAUUGAAUUUCCACCUUCUUCUUCUUCUUCUUAUUCGGGUGGCUGCUCCCUAUAAAUAUGGCACCGACUGGAGGUAGAACAUUGCGAGGUUGUCUUACUCCGGAGCGUGAACGUUUCGUUUUCUUGGCGCCAUCCAAGUUAAAUUUAGGGCUUCUGAAUUUGUCUCACACUGAUGUGAUUGGAUUUCAUCGGAGGAUUAAAACCACGGGGCUCUCCCUUGCCAAUCUUAGAUCGACAUUCUUUCCGCCAAUUAAGGCGAUUGAAGAGCGGAAAACGGCCUAUGUAAAUGGAGACGCCAGUAAUGCUGCAGGCUGGAAUGGAUCUGGAUUGGAUUCCCCAGCGGACUUCACUGACGACUGUGCUGGAGCUUCUGGGGAAAGUCAUGAAACAAUAUAUAAUGUUGGAAGUUCUACAAAUAUUGUGUGGUAUGAAUGCUCCAUUGGGAGGCUUGAAAGGCAAAAAUUACUUCAGCAAAAAGGAUGUGUCAUAUGGAUUACAGGUCUCAGCGGUUCAGGAAAAAGCAGUGUAGCAUGUGCCUUGAGCCGUGGCUUGCACAAUAGGGGAAAGCUCUCUUAUGUGCUUGAUGGUGACAAUGUUAGGCAUGGCCUAAACAGUGAUCUGAGUUUCACAGCAGAAGACCGUGCGGAAAACAUUCGAAGGAUUGGGGAAGUAGCAAAACUGUUUGCGGAUGCUGGGGUGAUUUGCAUUACUAGCUUGAUAUCUCCCUAUAGAAGGGAACGAGAUGCCUGCCGUGCAAUGAUGACAGAGGGAAAUUUUAUUGAGGUUUUCUUGGAUGUGCCACUGCAUGUAUGUGAGGCAAGGGACCCUAAGGGAUUGUACAAGCUUGCACGUUCUGGAAAGAUCAGAGGUUUUACUGGUGUUGAUGACCCAUAUGAGCCGCCUUUGGAUUGUGAGAUAAUACUGAAGCAAAAGAGAGGCUGUUCGUCAGCAUGUGACAUGGCCAAAGAAGUGAUAAUGUACUUAGAGGAAAAGAGAUUCCUGCAUGCCUAAAUACACAUUUACUACUGAAUUACUUAUUUCUUGUUCAUUGAGGCAGCUAUUCAACUUUGUGAAAUGCAAUAAAUUAGGGAACUUCUGGUUCCUUCUCUCCAUGCUUAGAUUGCUUCCUGAUUCUACAUUAAUUAAUCGAUCGAUUAAUUAAUAUCAUUGUUUAUGCUGUGGUUUGGCUGUUGCUCUGUGCCCUACAGAUCUGUUCUCUGUGAUUGUAAUAAUGUGGAACUGGUUUUGUAGAAUAUAGCAUCUGAUCAACAGUUGUGUUUGUAAGAUUAUUGGUCUAAAUUAUCAUUUCUGUAAGAAACUUUCUUUCCUUUAUUCAGGUAGUCAUGCUACCAUUUGAUCUAUA
Molecule: messenger RNA, 1661 nt
Organism: Nelumbo nucifera (sacred lotus)
Lineage: Eukaryota; Viridiplantae; Streptophyta; Magnoliopsida; Proteales; Nelumbonaceae
Product: adenylyl-sulfate kinase 3-like
Biological process (GO): sulfate assimilation
Molecular function (GO): ATP binding; adenylylsulfate kinase activity
Source: RefSeq, a predicted model, not a curated record